Messenger RNA from Habropoda laboriosa, 1242 nucleotides. RefSeq lists its product as uncharacterized. The record is from RefSeq and is a predicted model, not a curated record. The coding region runs from base 4 to 1242 and encodes 412 amino acids. The transcript is spliced from 3 exons. NCBI's taxonomy places the organism in Eukaryota, Metazoa, Arthropoda, Insecta, Hymenoptera, Apidae.
UUCAUGGUUGAUGGAUAUGUGUCUCUCUUAUACAGUAUCAGCGAUAAACCCUUAGAAUAUUGGAGUAAGCAACAUUCUCAGUCAGGACGUAUUCGUAAGAUCUUGGAUUCGGACUUGUUAGAAAAUGUUAUCGAGAUACAGGACUUCGAACAGCCUCAUGGUUAUGGAACCUCCGUCAUCUGUCCCCCUGAUUCCUCUCAGUUUCUCAAUAUCGAAUUGCCAAUUCUAGUUAUAGUGAUAAAAAACUUGAACCUACAGUGUCGUAUACAAGUGCAGGUUGCGGAUACUCAAAAUUGUCUUCAUCACUUUCAAUUCACCAACGCGGAGAACGAGAAACAAAGCUCCAGGGGUGUGAUUUGUCGCGUGAGAGCGAAAUUAGAAACCGGUUGGAACAAGUUAGAGCUGAAUCUGUCUAACCUAACGCAAACCGCCUUUAAGAGAGAGUAUGCCGUCACGCAGAGGUUGCAAAUUUGCGGGAACUGUCGUCUGCGUCGAAUAUAUUUCAUAGACAAACACUACGAGGACCAAGAAGUUUGUCCAAAAUUAUACCAAAGUUUCCUCGAUUCGUACAUGCUGAAAUGGGGUAUUCAUAAAGUAGAAAGAUCGACGCAGACUAGUUCGAAAAGGAACAAAAGUAAGGUUAAGGGAGGCAAUACUUUAAGGAUCACGAGACAAUUAAGCGGCGAGAAUUUAAGCAGCGGUGAAACGAGAAAUAGCAGUCCUAAGAAUGUUGCUGGACAGAGGAUAAUUGACGAGAAUUUUCUGAAGAAUUUGCAGCUGAAAACUGACAUACUGAUCAGUGACUUCUUGGACAGACAAAACACCAAAUUGCCGCGUACUUUUGAACUUAAACAGAGUACCAGGUUGAAACCGUACGCUUUUCCAACACUAGCCCCGAAACAAAGACCGUUCAAUUCCACUUUCAAUUCUGAAGAUGCACUGAAGAAAAUUGGCAUUUUGAGAACGUUCACGGAGACCUACAUAUGCAACGAAGAGAAACGUAAAGAGAACAACGUUGUGAAGAGUAUACAAGAGAAUUGGAGGCACAGGUACUUCCUUCCUAAGGAUGAAUUGUCGAACAAUACUGAUUCGUUGAAACAGACUACGAAGAGGACAAUGUUGGAACGCAAACCGAAAUCUUUGCUCGUACUGUCUGAAUUGAAAUCUAGUUCUGCGAAACCAGUAACAAGAAAGAACGUGGAGAUGACUAAACGUAACGAAAGCGAUACGGUUAUUAAUUAA